Molecule: messenger RNA, 7301 nt
Organism: Salvelinus namaycush (lake trout)
Lineage: Eukaryota; Metazoa; Chordata; Actinopteri; Salmoniformes; Salmonidae
Gene: chd1
Product: chromodomain helicase DNA binding protein 1
Exons: 37
Coding region: 396-5822 (1808 amino acids)
Biological process (GO): nucleosome organization; regulation of transcription by RNA polymerase II
Cellular component (GO): chromatin; nucleus
Molecular function (GO): ATP hydrolysis activity; ATP-dependent chromatin remodeler activity; histone binding
Source: RefSeq, a predicted model, not a curated record
GGCGUCAUGGCGGAGACCGGCUGUAGUAGGACCCGCAGCUGAAAUGUUAUCUACAAUCGCUGUAAAUUAAUCAUAUAUUGUUUCGAAUUCAAAACGGAAAAUUAAAAGUGAAACAUAUUUUACACUUCUGGAGGAAGAAAUCAAGAAACUUGGCUCGAAUUCUAGUAAGAUCAGUUGGGGCUGCUCUCCCCGGCCCGGGAGCUAGCUAGCAAGCUAUCUUUAGCUGCUAGUUCGCUAGCCAAAGAAAAUAAGAAAAAAGGACCACUGAAGUCGGACGGCAGAAUCAGACUGGCAGUUCGCCGUAGCUUCAAGGUGAACUGCAUCCAACACGUAAACCAGGGCAGCUUGGAUUAUAACAUUUUCUCAGAAGCUCAUAUAUCUGGGACUCGUAAGAGAUGGCUGGACGAAGUGAAGACGAGGGUGUGAGCAACAGCAGUGGAGAGUCAAGCAACUCGGACGAUGAGUCCGGGUCGGGCUCUGGAUCAGGCUCCAGCUCCAGUUCCAGCUCCAGUAGCAGCUCAGGAAGUGGCUCAGGAAGCGGCUCAGACUCCGGCAGCCAGUCCGAUUCCGACUCUGGGAAAUCCAAGGAGAAGAACGAACCAGAAAACAAAGCCAAGAUCGACGGAGCCGAGUUCUGGAAGUCCAACCCCAGUAUCCUAGCAGUUCAAAGGUCAGCUAUGCUCAGGAAACAGCAACUCCAGCAGCAACAACAACAGAGCUCUUCAAACAGUGGAUCGGAUUCGUCGAGCAGUGAGGAUUCAGAUGACGACUCGAGUGGAAAGAGAAGAAAAUCGGGUUCUGGAUCGUCCUCCGGGUCUGGGUCGGGUUCUGGAAGUGGUUCCGGUUCUGACUCGUCAGCACAGGAACAGGAGCACAGUGAAGAGUCGGAUGAUUACGAGCCCAGUCAUAAAGUCAAAAGCAGGAAGCUUCCAACCAAGGCCAACGCCAGAAACGGGAAGAAGAGCAAUGUGCAGAGGAAAAAGGCCUCUGCGGGCUCAUCCUCGGACGACGACUACGACGGCAAGAAGUCGUCGUCGAACCAGGGGCCCAGGCGCCAGGCCACGCAGAACGUCAGCUACAAGGAGGACGAGGAGCAGAAGACUGACUCUGACGACCUGGUGGAGGUGUGCGGGGAGGAUGUGCCUCCGCCAGACGAGGAUGAGUUUGAGACCCUGGAGCGCGUGAUGGAGACGCGGAUAGGGAGGAGAGGAGCGACGGGAGGCACCACCACAGUGUACGCAGUGGAGGCGGACGGAGACCCCAACGCCAACUUCAACACCAACAAGGAGGCGGGCGAGCAGCAGUACCUGUUCAAGUGGAAAGGCUGGUCCCAUAUCCACAACACCUGGGAGACGGAGGAGACGCUGAAGCUGCAGAACGUUAAGGGCAUGAAGAAACUAGACAACUUCAAGAAGAAGGAAUCGGACAAGAAGAAAUGGAUAAAAUGUUCUUCACCAGAGGAUGUGGAAUACUUCAACUGUCAACAGGAACUCAUGGACGACUUACACUCACAAUAUCAGCUGGUGGAGAGGAUAAUUGGGCAUUCAAAUCAGAAGUCGGCGGCGGGUUUUCCGGACUACCUGUGCAAGUGGCAGGGCCUGUCGUACUCCGAGUGCAGCUGGGAGGACGGAGCCCUCAUCUCCAGAAAGUACCAGAAGAGCAUAGAUGACUAUAUGCGCAGAAACCAGUCCAAGACCAUUCCCUCCAGAGACUGCAAGGUGUUGAAACAGAGGCCGAGGUUUAUUCCCAUGAAGAAACAGCCGUCCUAUAUCGGUGGAGAAGGACUGCAGCUCCGAGACUACCAGUUGGACAGCUUGAACUGGAUGGCUCACUCAUGGUGCAAGGGGAACAGUUGCAUCCUGGCAGACGAGAUGGGCCUGGGAAAAACCAUCCAGACCAUCUCCUUCCUCAACUACCAGUUCCAUGAACACCAGCUGUAUGGACCAUUCCUGCUGGUGGUGCCCCUUUCCACGCUCGUCUCCUGGCAGAGAGAGAUCCAACUGUGGGCCCCCCUCAUGAACGUGGUGGUCUACCUGGGUGACAUUAGCAGCCGGGGCAUGAUCAGAACACAUGAAUGGAUGCACGUUCAGAACAAGAGACUCAAGUUUAACAUCCUGCUAACAACAUAUGAAAUUCUCCUAAAAGAUAAGGGAUUCCUGGGGAACGUGCCAUGGGCCUUUAUCGGCGUGGAUGAGGCCCACCGGCUGAAGAACGACGACUCGCUCCUUUAUAAGACCAUGAUGGACUUCAAGUCCAACCACCGGCUGCUCAUCACCGGCACGCCGCUGCAGAACUCACUCAAAGAGCUCUGGUCACUGCUGCACUUCAUCAUGCCCGAAAAGUUCCACUCGUGGGAGAUAUUUGAGGAGGAACAUGGGAAGGGUAGGGACUCUGGCUACACCAGUCUACACAAGGAGCUGGAGCCCUUCCUGCUGCGUAGAGUCAAGAAGGAUGUGGAGAAGUCUCUUCCUGCUAAAGUGGAGCAGAUCCUCAGAGUGGAGAUGAGCGCCAUUCAGAAGCAGUACUACAAGUGGAUCUUGACGAGGAACUACAAGGCCCUGAGUAAAGGUACCAAAGGUAGCACGUCUGGCUUCCUUAACAUCAUGAUGGAGCUGAAGAAGUGCUGCAACCACUGCUAUCUCAUCAAGCCCCCCGAGGACAGCGAGUUCUACAACAAACAGGAGGCCUUACAGCACCUAAUCCGGAGCAGCGGGAAGCUGGUGCUGCUGGACAAGCUGCUGCUGCGUCUGCGGGAGCGUGGCCACCGUGUGCUCAUCUUCUCUCAGAUGGUCCGGAUGCUGGACAUCCUGGCCGAGUACCUGAAGAGCCGCCAGUUCCUCUUCCAGAGAUUGGACGGCUCCAUCAAGGGAGAGAUGAGGAAACAGGCGCUGGACCAUUUCAACGCUGAGGGCUCUGAGGAUUUCUGCUUCUUGUUGUCAACACGGGCGGGCGGUCUGGGCAUCAACCUGGCGUCGGCCGACACGGUGGUCAUAUUUGACUCGGACUGGAACCCACAGAAUGACCUGCAGGCCCAGGCCAGAGCCCACAGGAUUGGCCAGAAGAGACAGGUGAACAUCUACCGCCUGGUGACUAAGAGCUCGGUGGAGGAGGAGAUCAUUGAGCGGGCCAAGAAGAAGAUGGUGCUGGACCAUCUAGUCAUCCAGAGGAUGGACACCACCGGGAAGACGGUUCUCCACACCGGCACCGCCCCGUCCAGUGCCACUCCGUUCAACAAGGAGGAGCUGUCGGCCAUUUUGAAGUUUGGUGCCGAGGAGCUGUUCAAGGAGCAGGAGGGGGAAGAGCAGGAGCCUCAGGAUAUGGACAUCGACGAUAUCCUGAAGAGAGCCGAGACCAGAGACAAUGACCCCGGCCCCUCCACUGUUGGAGAGGAGCUACUCUCACAGUUCAAGGUGGCCAACUUCUCCAUGAUGGAGGAGGAGGAGAUCGUCAUGGAUUCUGAGCGCCACCAUCGGGGCUGGGACGACAUCAUCCCCGAGGAGCAGCGGCGGCGGAUGGAGGAGGAGGAGAGGCAGAAAGAGCUGGAGGAGAUCUACCUGCUGCCCCGCAUGAGGAACUGUGCCAAACAGGUCAACUUUAACGGCAGUGAGAGCCGGCGUAGUAGAAACAGACGGUAUUCCGGCUCCGACAGCGACUCCGUCUCGGAUCGCAAGAGGCCCAAGAAACGAGGACGGCCUCGGACCAUUCCACGAGAAAACAUCAAGGGCUUCAGCGAUGCUGAGAUACGAAGAUUUAUCAAGAGCUACAAAAAGUUUGGUGGACCACUUGAAAGACUGGAUGCUAUCGCCCGUGAUGCCGAACUAGUGGACAAGUCUGAACAUGACCUGAAGCGUCUGGCGGAGACGGUUCACAACGGCUGUCUGAAGACUCUCCGGGAGAACCCCUGUGGACCAGAGAAGACGUCAGGAGGCAGAAGAGGGAAAGUGAAAGGCCCUACGUUCAGGAUCUCGGGCGUCCAGGUGAACGCCAAGCUGGUGAUCUCCCACGAGGAGGAGCUGGCGCCGCUCCACAAAGCCAUUCCUGCCGACCCUGAUGAGAGGAAGAGGUACACAAUUCCAUGCCACUCCAAGGCAGCACACUUUGACAUUGAUUGGGGCAAGGAGGACGACUCUAGCCUGCUCAUAGGAAUCUACGAGUAUGGUUACGGCAGCUGGGAAAUGAUUAAAAUGGACCCUGACCUCAACCUGACACACAAGCUCCUACCAGACGACCCUGACAAGAAGCCACAGGCCAAGCAACUGCAGACGAGAGCAGACUAUCUUAUCAAAUUACUGAGCAAGGACCUGGCCAAAAAGGAAGCACAGAGGCAAGCAGGGACGGCCAAUUGGCGGAAGAGGAAACCGAGGAGUAAGAAGACCAAAGCUGUGAAGCCAGCCAAGGUGGACGAAGUGGUGAAGAGUCCGUCCUCUACGCCCCACUCAGACAAGUCCUCAGAGGACGAGAUUGAGGAGGAAAAGGAGGUGGUCCCGGUAAAGCUGCCACCCAGAAGGGGCCGAGCGGAACGCGUGGUGGUGAAGGAGGAGCCUGAGCCAGAGGAGGAGCCGGAGCCGCCUGAGGAGAAGGAGCCCAAAGAAAGGGAGAUGAAGAAAGAGGUUAAAAAGGAGAAGAAAGAAGAGAGCCGCGAGGUGAAAGAGAAGGACCUGAAAGAGAAGAAAGAAACCAAGCCCGUGGAUCCAGUACAUGAACAGGAAGAGGUCACAGGGGAGAAGCCGAGCGAGGUGAAGACUGAGGUACGGGAGAAGGUGAAGAAAACUUCAGACACUCCGGUCCACAUCACAGCAGGGGGAGAGAACAUCUCGGAGGAGUCGGAGGAACUGGACCAGAAGACCUUCAGUGUGUGUAAGGAGAGGAUGCGACCGGUCAAGGCGGCCCUGAAGCAGCUGGACCGUCCGGAGAAGGGCCUGUCGGAACGCGAGCAGCUGGAGCACACGCGCCAGUGCCUCAUCAAGAUCGGAGACCACAUCACAGAGUGUCUGAAGGAGUACUCCAACCCCGAGCAGAUCAAACAGUGGAGAAAAAACCUGUGGAUAUUUGUUUCAAAAUUUACAGAAUUUGAUGCAAGAAAAUUGCAUAAACUGUAUAAGCACGCAAUCAAGAAAAGACAAGAGAAUGCUCAGGCAGCAGAUGGGAUCACUAGCACUGUAAAUACCCAUGGCUUUAAACAUGCAGACAUCGAGAGGCUAAAAGACAACUCUCACCACGACGACAGCAGCAGGGACAGCUACAGCUCUGAAAGGCACCACUCGUCGUCGCGCUACCACGAGGACCGCGACAGCCGGGACAGGCACACCUCUGACCCCUACAGCAGGAUGUCGGGGAGCGGGGGGGACUCCAGGAAGAGACCCUACUCGUCCUUCAGCAACGGCAAAGACCACAGAGACCACUACAGGUCAGACCGGCAGGACAGCAGUCUUGCUCACAGUGUCCUCUUCAUCAGAUACUACAGCGACAGUAAGCACAGGAAGGUGGACGAGCACCGGUCAGGCCGAGACGGACGGAUGGACAGCAAGGAGCGCUCCCACUCUGACCACCGCUCCCAUUCCGAACACCACUCGGGCUCCGACUACUCAUCGGGCCACCACAAGUCGUCAUCGCGAGGUGACUCUUACCGCUACCAUGCAGACUGGCAGAUGGACCAACGGGCAUCGGCCAGCGGUCCCCGUUCGCCGCGUGACCAACGCUCGCCACGCGACCAACGCUCGCCCUACGACGGACGCUCGCCAUUAGGCCACCGGUCGCCCUUCGAGUACUCGUCAGACCACAAGAGCACGCCAGAGCAGAUCUGGAGCAGCCGCAAGACAUAACCGCCAGCGUCGGCCUGGGCUGGAGGAGCUAGCCUAGCGGGGAGAGUAUCAGCCAUAGACACGCGUUGAACACAGGAAAUGCCUUAUGGGGACUGUGGAAGAAAACAAAGCUGUACUACGCACUGUAUCUGUGGUGUCCUAUCUCCAACGGUGGACCACGUCCCAGGAACGAUGGCGGUGGGAGCGGGUUGGCAGACAAAUUGCAUAUUUUUGUAUUUAAGAGUUAAAAGCUGUGCCAUCAGUGUCGCAGCAUAGUUUCUUUUAUUAUUUUUAUAAAAUGGACGCCUUUUUUUACUCCAACGGACACAAAUACCCUCGAGUGCUGUCUCACCAACCCACGACACUGGAUCCUGCUAUUGACUGUUUGUCUCUCUCACGUUUUAAUGUGGUUUUCACGUUUAUUUAAAGAAGUGUUUAAAUCAAGAAGAAAAGUAACGUUUAUGUAUUUCUCUCAUAAUCAUGCUAAGAGUGGAUGUAAGGGUUCCGUCAAAAAGCAGUCUGAAUGACUUGGGCUCACCUUCCAAAGUACCUCGUUUACAGUGUUUCUAGUGACCACCUUGACGAUCUGUUUUUCUUUUUUGCAUCAUGCUUUAAUUAUUUAAUUUCUGUCUCCGCUGUAAAAUAACCAGGAUUUUUUUUGUGAGCAAUUUAAAAUGUCCCUUUUCACGAAUUAUACUACUGUAAAUUAUUGUAAAAUAGUAAAUCAAUGGGCUUUUUUCUUCUCAGGCUCUUUUUGGGUUUGUUAUUACAACUCUUACCUUUCCCCAUCAACUCAGGCUUUUUUGUCCGUUUUAAAUGUCAGUUUCGUACAACACUUAACUUUAAUGAUAAAUGCUAUUCAGAAUAACUUGGUAAACGGGGAAAUAUUCUAUUAGUUAAUUAUUCCCCUAGAGCAGGGGUACUCAACUCUUACCCUACUAGGUCCAGAGCCUGCUGGCUUUCUGUUCUACCUGAUAAUUAAUUGCACCCACCUGGUGUCCCAGGUCUAAAUCAGUCCCUGAUUAGAGGAGAAGAAUGAAAAAAAGCAGUGAGCUAGCUUGGAGGUCCAGAGUUGAGUUUGAGGGCUCUAGAGCGACUUCUUCGUUUAUUUGUUUCUUUUGUGAAUUCUGUUGUGAAUACAUGUCGGAAUAGACGAGUUGAAAGCUCAAGUUUUACUACAACAUGUCGUGGAAAACCAGGAGAAAACCAGGAGGGGUCUAUCAAAUACAAGCGCCUGUAAGAUCUCAAAUAAACUAGUCUUUUUACAGAAAUCAUUUUUUCUUUUUUUUAACAUAGGCAAUAAUGUCAAAUCUUCUAUGCAGCCAAGUGUAUUUCUGGUGAACAGCCUAACUGAGUGAAGCUGCUGUUACAGUUCAGUUGUACAUAGAUUUUUUCUCUAUAUUUCAAAAUGAAUUUACACUGAAAAUGCAUGGAUUUUUAAGAUCAUUGUUUUAUAUAGUUUAUAAAGUCAUUAAACUCAAUCACUGUACUCACUUGUAA